GUCAGCGCUGAGCGUUCGAAAGGAGAUCCUUCAGCCUGAUGGACCAGACUUUGAGACAAUGCCCGGCUACAAGUGCGAGCUCCUUCAUGACGCAUGGUGCACUCCUCCAGCUGUGAAUCCUGGCGACACGUAUCGCGAGAACGGCAUGGUGAAGUGCUGCACAAGGAUCGAGCCUGAGGUGCAAUCUAAGCAAAAUCCCAUGGACGCUUUUGAGAAGGAGGCAUGGACGCCGGAGCCCCCUGAGAGCCUGGCAAAGCAAAGCCCCAUGGACGCUUUCGAGAAGGAAAACCAGCUGGAGGCCGCUGAGGAAGUGACCACAACUACCAUGCCACCUUCGGAUGAUGAGAGGACGGCCCUUUGUGGAGUUGCGAGCUUUAAGGCUGAAAGCUUCAUGCGUCGAGGUAAGCCAGUAACGGCUUGCCGGAACAAGGAUACAGGCAAAUUCGCGAAGGCAAUUUGCUGCAAGUAA
Molecule: messenger RNA, 469 nt
Organism: Symbiodinium pilosum
Lineage: Eukaryota; Dinophyceae; Suessiales; Symbiodiniaceae
Source: the annotation of a GenBank genome assembly